AUGACAUUCACCAACACCUCCGUGGAUUUAUUUUUGCAGUUCUUUAUCUUGCAGAAUUUCUCCAUGUAUUUUAAUUUCUCUUUGGACGCGAUGUACGACAGAGGAGCGAAUUACGAGUCUGAAUCCCACAGACCGACCAUCAGAGCGCUGCUCGUCGUCGCAUAUUCCGUUAUUAUCAUCAUCUCGCUGUUCGGAAACGUGGUGGUUUGUCACGUUGUUAUUAAGAAUAAACGGAUGCACUCAGUGACAAGUUUGUUCAUCAUGAAUUUAGCCAUUGCUGACAUUCUUAUAACUCUCCUCAACACGCCUUUUACUCUGGUUCGGUUUGUUUACAGUACAUGGGUGUUUGGGAAGGCGAUGUGCCAUGUGAGCCGCUUUGCACAGUAUUGUUCUGUUCAUGUCUCUGUUCUUACACUGGUUGCUAUUGCUGUUGAUAGACACCAGGUGGUGAUGCAUCCAUUGAAACAGAGGAUGUCUCGGCUUCAGGGCAUAGCCUGGAUUGGUGUAAUCUGGGUCAUGGGGUCCUGCUUCUCUCUACCUCAUGCCAUCUACCAGAAACUGCUGCACUUUCAAUUUAUCAAUAACAGAGUACGGAUGGUAUGUCUACCCAGCUUUCCUCAUCCCUCCGAUCUCUUUUGGAAGUAUCUGGAUCUUGCCACGUUCGUCCUGCUCUAUGUAUUACCUUUAGCCAUUAUCUCCUUAUCGUACCUUGUGGUGGCCAAGAAGGUUUGGUUCCGGAACGCUGUUGGUGAUGUCACGCUGGCUCAGUCGGCCGCUCAUCGCAGAAGGAAGAAGACGACUUUGAAAAUGUUAAUCGCAGUGGUGGCCGUGUUUGCAGUCUGCUGGUUUCCUCUAAACUGUUACGUUGUGCUGCUGUCAAGUAAAGUGAUCCAGGCUAACAAUGCCCUGUACUUCACCUUUCACUGGCUGGCCAUGAGCUCUACCUGCUACAACCCCUUUAUAUACUGCUGGCUCAAUCACAGCUUCCGUGCGGAACUCAGAGCCCUGCCUCUAAUUGGCCGUAUAGCCAAGGGCAAUGCCAUCCAGCAAUCCUAAGGAAGCACCCAAGAUUUUGCCAUUCUGAUUUUAUUUGAAUAUUCCAUUGUUUUUAUAAACGCAUAUUCGCAUAUGAAAGCACUGUAGCGGAUCAUCCCUCUAAUCCUAGAUAUUUCUAAUUUUUAUCCCACCCACAGCUCACAUUUAGU
Molecule: messenger RNA, 1205 nt
Organism: Sinocyclocheilus anshuiensis
Lineage: Eukaryota; Metazoa; Chordata; Actinopteri; Cypriniformes; Cyprinidae
Product: probable G-protein coupled receptor 83
Exons: 4
Coding region: 1-1056 (351 amino acids)
Biological process (GO): G protein-coupled receptor signaling pathway
Cellular component (GO): neuron projection; plasma membrane
Molecular function (GO): neuropeptide binding; neuropeptide Y receptor activity
Source: RefSeq, a predicted model, not a curated record